Molecule: messenger RNA, 3702 nt
Organism: Cercocebus atys (sooty mangabey)
Lineage: Eukaryota; Metazoa; Chordata; Mammalia; Primates; Cercopithecidae
Gene: NASP
Product: nuclear autoantigenic sperm protein (histone-binding)
Biological process (GO): CENP-A containing chromatin assembly; DNA replication-dependent chromatin assembly
Cellular component (GO): nucleoplasm
Molecular function (GO): histone binding
Source: RefSeq, a predicted model, not a curated record
GGCCCAGAUCUCACCCAGAUCAGUUCUAGUCGCUGCUGCUAGUACCCGUCCUCGGCUCUUGCGUGUCCGUCCGUUACGACUCAGAGGACGGAGAGAAAGUCUAAGUCACCUUCCUCAGUAUCCAGGCCGGAAGGAGACUCUCGGCUACUCGCCCUAAACAUGGAGAGCAGCACUGGCUUCCCUGUCUCUGGAUGCCGCAGGGGCGUCCUGUCAGGAGUUGUAGUGGCAAGAUUCCAGUUCUUAUGCGACUUGGUGGAGAAGCAGGAAGUUGCUGUUUAUCGGACAAGGCGGGCUAGGGAGGGAAACAACCCCGCGGAGCCAUAUGGAGAGGGCAGGAGGUGUCCUUAGUUAAUGGUAGGCCUGCGGCGGACGGUGGGGCGGUGUUGAGUCCUGGCCCUUUAAACCCGAGGGGGAGGACCCGGAAGUGGAUGGGCGGGGCGAAGGGCCCUCGUAUAUAAGAGGGCCCCAGCCGCGCGGGGUCUCUAAUCUGCCAUUUUCUGUCCCCGAGUGAGUCUCUGGUGUCGCAAAUUGCCUGUUUUUCUCACAGGCUCUAUUCCGUUCGCUGGUUCGCCACCUCAGGGGAACGAUGGCCACUGAGUCCACAGCUACUGCCGCCGUCGCCGCGGAGCUGGUUUCUGCCAACAAAAUUGAAGAUGUUCCUGCUCCUUCUACAUCUGCAGAUGAAGUGGAGAGUCUGGAUGUGGAUAGUGAAGCUAAGAAACUAUUGGGUUUAGGACAGAAACAUCUGGUGAUGGGGGAUAUUCCAGCAGCUGUCAAUGCAUUCCAGGAAGCAGCUAGUCUUUUAGGUAAGAAGUAUGGAGAGACAGCUAAUGAGUGUGGAGAAGCCUUCUUUUUCUAUGGGAAAUCACUUCUGGAGUUGGCAAGAAUGGAGAAUGGUGUGUUGGGAAACGCCUUGGAAGGUGUGCAUGUGGAAGAGGAAGAAGGAGAAAAAACAGAAGAUGAAUCUCUGGCAGAAAAUAAUGAUAAUAUAGAUGAGGAAGCAAGGGAAGAGUUGAGAGAACAGGUUUAUGACGCCAUGGGAGAAAAAGAAGAAGCCAAAAAAACAGAAGACAAGUCUUUGGCAAAGCCUGAAACUAAUAAAGAACAGGACAGUGAAGUGAAGAAGGGUGGAAGAGAAGAUAUGGAUAUAAGUGAAUCUGCAGAGGAGCCACAGGAAAAAGUUGACUUGACUCUAGAUUGGUUAACUGAAACCUCUGAAGAGGCAAAAGGAGGAACAGCACCAGAAGGACCGAAUGAAGCUGAGGUUACUUCUGGGAAGCCAGAACAGGAAGCGCCAGAUGCUGAGGAAGAAAAAUCAGUUUCUGGAACUGAUGUCCAAGAAGAGUGCAGAGGAAAAGGUCAGGAGAAGCAGGGAGAGGUAAUUGUGAGCAUGGAGGAGAAGCCAAAAGAAGUUUCAGAAGAGCAACCUGUGGUGACUGUAGAAAAGCAGGGCACUGCAGUGGAGUUAGAAGCAGAGUCUUUAGACCCAACAGUCAAGCCAGUGGAUGUGGGUGGGGACGAGCCAGAGGAGAAGGUAGUUACCUCUGAACAUGAGGCAGGAAAGGUGGUUCUUGAACAACUGGUAGGUCAAGAAGUGCCACCUGCUGAAGAGUCACCAGAGGUGACAACAGAGGCUGCAGAGGCCUCAGCUGUAGAGGCUGGAUCAGAAGUCUCUGAAAAGCCUGGGCAGGAGGCUACAGUUCUCCCUAAGGAUGGUGCAGUCAAUGGACCGUCAGCUGUAGGAGAUCAGACUCCUAUUGAACCACAGACUUCUAUAGAAAGACUGACAGAAACAAAAGAUGGCUCAGGACUAGAGGAGAAGGUCAGGGCAAAGCUGGUUCCUAGUCAGGAGGAGACUAAGCUGUCUGUAGAAGAGUCUGAGGCAGCUGGAGAUGGGGUUGAUACCAAGGUAGCCCAGGGAGCUACUGAGAAAUCAACUGAAGACAAAGUUCAGAUAGCUGCUAAUGAAGAGACACAAGAGAGAGAAGAACAGAUGAAAGAGGGUGAAGAAACUGAAGGAUCAGAAGAGGAUGAUAAAGAAAAUGAUAAGACUGAAGAAAUGCCAAACGAUUCAGUCCUUGAAAACAAGUCUCUUCAAGAAAAUGAAGAGGAGAAGAUUGGGAACCUAGAGCUUGCCUAUAGUCUGGAUUUAGCAAAGAUCAUUUUUAAAAGGCAAGAAACAAAAGAAGCCCAGCUUUAUGCUGCCCAGGCACAUCUUAAACUCGGAGAAGUUAGUGUUGAAUCUGAAAACUAUGUGCAAGCUGUGGAGGAGUUCCAGUCCUGCCUAAACCUGCAGGAACAGUACCUAGAAGCCCACGACCGUCUCCUUGCAGAGACCCACUACCAGCUGGGCUUGGCUUAUGGGUACAACUCUCAGUAUGAUGAGGCAGUGGCACAGUUCAGCAAAUCUAUUGAAGUUAUUGAGAAGAGAAUGGCUGUACUAAAUGAGCAUGUGAAGGAGGCUGAAGGAUUGUCUGCUGAAUACAAGAAAGAAAUUGAGGAACUAAAGGAACUGCUACCCGAAAUUAGAGAGAAGAUAGAAGAUGCAAAAGAGUCUCAGCAUAGUGGGAAUGUAGCUGAACUGGCUCUGAAAGCUACUCUGGUGGAGAGCUCUACUUCAGGUUUCACUCCUAGUGGAGGAGGCUCUUCAGUCUCCAUGAUUGCCGGUAGAAAGCCAACAGAUGGUGCUUCCUCAUCAAACUGUGUGACUGAUAUUUCCCACCUUGUCAGAAAGAAGAGGAAACCAGAGGAAGAGAGUCCCCGGAAAGAUGAUGCAAAGAAAGCCAAACCAGAGCCGGAGGUGAACGGAGGCAGUGGGGAUGCUGUCCCCAGUGGAAAUGAAGUUUCGGAAAACAUGGAGGAGGAGGCUGAGAAUCGGGCUGAAAGCCGGGCGGCAGUGGAGGCGACAGUGGAGGCUGGAGCUACAGUUGAAAGCACUGCAUGUUAAGAGGCGGCACAGCCCCCCUCCCAAGGGAAAGUGUUUUUGUAUAUAAUGUAUUUUUUCACUUUUGGAGGAUUCUUUUUGUAUAACUUCAAUAAAGAUUGUAAGCAAAGGUUGAGGCUUUGAUGGUUUUUUUUCUUAAUUAUUGGCUGAAUCUGCCUUGGAACACUCCUGGUUUUACAUAGUAGCCAAAGGUUUUGUUCUGGCCUUCUGUACUGAUCUGUGUUCCUGAUCCUAAUUCUUAUCUGUCUAACGUGGAGGUGAUCAAGUGUGGCUGUAGGCCUUUGUUUUCCAAUGGUGCUAUAUUCUGUUUUCAAAUACUUCACUGAAUCCAGCUGUCUUGCAAAACCUUUAGUGGUGCUGUCCCUGGAUGGGGCUACAAAAACAAGACUUGGUGAAGAUCUUGCUCUUCGGUGCUGAAAAUGGAUUAUGGACUUCGGCUGUGAGCCAGGCCUAGAAUGGUACUUGUCCUAUAUCAACCUAGUCUUCAACUGGGGCUAUAAUCCUGUCCUGGAAAAAGAACUCUGAAGAAAACCUGGGUCAGGGGAAUGAUUCCUAAGGAAAACGGUCUGCAUCUGAGCUCUGGUUUGAAAGUAGCCAAGGGACUGAUGGUGGACACUCCAGAUGUGGUUGGAAGCAUAUGUGGGGAGGCUGGCUGGUUGAGUUUUGUUAUUUUCUGUAUAGAAAGGUUGAGAUAUAUCAACACUUGGAAUUGUUACCCAUCAACUGAAUUGACUUCUCAAAUAAAGAUGCUAAAAAUC